UCUUGAUUUUCUUGUGGUGGAGGUCAACGAUGGCGAAAGUGAUCAAUCUGAGUCCGAUCGAAGCUACUUCUGAGACCUUUGCUGACUAUGGUCAAAUCAUCGAAGCCUCUCGUGAUGGUGACCAUUUCGGUCCCAACGACGCUCAGUUGGAUCUCUCCAGAGGAACCCCACGGUUAUAUAUUAUGCCGCUACAAGAUACAUCCUUUGGAUUUUCGAAGAUCACUCAUCACGCGAACGUGACACAGUGCAUAGGAUCAAUAGGAGCUCGUGUUUGGUAUCUCGGAGUGGCUAAGCCGUCUCUUAUUGAAGGUGAUGAUGCAAGGAGAGUACUAGAUGAUACAACAACAGUUGUAGAAUCAAAGUAUGGUCACUUGUACGCUCCUCCUCCCGUUGAAGAGGUGCGCGUCUUCAGGGUCUCAGGAACAAAGUUUGUUAAAUACAACCGCGGUACUUGGCAUGUUGGACCGCUCUUCAGUGACAGCUCCAUGGACUUCUACAACCUUGAGCUCAGCGACACUGAUGUGGUGGAUGAGACGACAUAUGAUUUCAGGAAGAACAAUGGAGUCAUCUUCCGAUUUGAAGAACCCAUAUAGGAGGAGACAUCAUCGUCCUAAUGCAGCUGCAGAACCGAUUGAACCGGAGACCAGUUCAACCUUGUCAUGUUUGAUUAUGCUUAUUUUGUUUCAAGUUAAAAAUAAAGAGAAGAGAAUUGGUCUUCCCAAUGUUAAGGAACCAUCUCUUCCACAUUUCCACGUUCCUUGCUUUGCAGGAGUUAUGGCUGCAUCUCUGUUUCUGUUUGUCUAUGUAUGUAAAUGAAAUGUAAAAAAAA
Messenger RNA from Camelina sativa (false flax), 829 nucleotides. RefSeq lists its product as uncharacterized. Gene Ontology annotation, molecular function: ureidoglycolate lyase activity; ureidoglycolate hydrolase activity. The record is from RefSeq and is a predicted model, not a curated record. NCBI's taxonomy places the organism in Eukaryota, Viridiplantae, Streptophyta, Magnoliopsida, Brassicales, Brassicaceae. Gene Ontology annotation, biological process: allantoin catabolic process.